AAGUCCCCGCUCACCUCAUAGAGGUUCUCAUGAUCAUGGUCAAUCUGAUUCAUAUGACCGUGAUUGGAAGCCCAGUUCUUAUGAUCGUGACCGAGAUAGACGAUCAUCAUCACGUGACCGAGAUAGAAAAGAUCGUGAUCGUGGAAGACAUGACUCACAUGAUCGCUACAGUGAAAGACGAGAAUAUAGUAGUGAGAGAGACAGGCGAGAUCAUGGAAGUAGAGAUAAGGUGGAUCGAUAUGAUGACCAUUCACGAAGAAGUGAUUCAUAUGAUCAUCAAAGACGACAUGAACAUGAAAGAGAUAAAUCAUCCUAUGUCAGAGAUGAAUAUUCACAGGACACACAUUCUCAAAGUGAAUCUGUGAGUAGAUACAGAAUUCCAGAUUCUCAUUCUUCACAUGCAUAUUCAGGAGCUUACUCAUCCCCAAAUCCAUACAGUUCUGUGCAAUCACAACAGACUGCACCAGGAUCUGGUGAUACUAAACCAUUAAAAUCUAUUUUGAAGAAGAGUGCUCCUGAUCCACCUGCAUUCACUUCAGACAAAAAUGCACCAUUCCCAUCAACUCCAUAUGGAACUCCUAAGCAAAUAGAUUCGAUAGGGCAAGCAGCCAGUGGUAAAAAAGGACACCAAAAAAUAUCACCAAAAUCGUUAUCUAGUCUACCAGGAAUGUCCUCAUAUAUGGAUAUUGAAGAUGAGGAGAGAUUUCUCUAUGGUGAUGAUAGUGAGGACAAAGCUAAAAAAGAAUCUAAACUUAAAAACUACUAUGACAGAAGAGAACCUAAUGAACAUACUCACUAUUCAAAGGAGGAAAGACCCUCUGAAGCAGGGUUUAGAUCAGAUGAUAGAUACCCUCCACGAUUUGAUCAACAAAAGUCUGAUUAUCCCUCAGAAAGAGAUUACAGAGGACAUGUUACUCCACAGCAGUUGCCUCCAAAAGAAUCGGAUCUCCUGAGUAUUUUUACAAGUCAAAGAGGACAGACAAAUCCUACAACUAGUGCAUCUUUUUCAGGUCAUCAGUCACAAAGCACAUCCCCAACAGAAAAAAAAGCCAAAUAUGAUCCCACUAUAGAAAACAUACUGAAAUCUAUUGGUUUUGAUUUUGAAAUGUCAAAGCGAAUGCAGGAAAAGGCACACCCAACCCCGAUAAAACCAAAAGAAGAAAUUCAUCAGUAUGGCAUUGAUCAAGCAUCAACAUUUCUUGGAGGAGAACUGUCUGAUGAUAUUAAAAAAGAAUUUUUCCCCAUGAAAAAUAGAUUUGAAAAAGAAUCCAUGGUUGAUGUCUUGUUAAGAGAGGCAAAAAUGACAUCACCUACAAGUGACAAACUUAAAUUAAGAAUAGAUACUGUAUCUUCUAGGGAAAGAAGGGAUUCUAUACCUUCAGGUGACAGGAGUUACACAAGGGAGUCUUACAGUGAUGAUAGAAGUAGACCUGCACCUUUAAGAGAGUCUUAUAGUGAUGAUAGAAGUAGACCUGCAGUUGUACCAGCCUCUCAGCCACCAUCACCACCUUAUGCAGUCCCAGUUAGCUCAUAUCCACCAGCUGCUACAUAUGCUGUGUCUACAGUGUCCAGUUCAUAUCCAGCAACAAGUACUGCAGUCUCAACAACACCAUAUGCAGUAUCUGGGUUUUCCUCUUUUGCUCCCCAACCUGCAGCUUACACAGGGCCACCGCCAUAUGGAAUGCCUCCCCCUGGUCAUCCUGGUAUGUGGGGACCACCACCUGGUCAACCAACCUAUGGAACUAGAUUUAUUCCUCCUUAUAGUGCUCCACCUCCAGGCUAUCCUCCAGGAUAUCCACCUGGAUAUUCUCCAUAUAGAGUUCCUCCACCUACGUCAGGAUCAUAUAAGGAUUCGUUCAAAUCAGUAGAAACAUCCAAAGGGAAAGACACUUUUACAACAACCGCAAAAGUACUACCAAAGAAACAAUCUAAUUUGAAGACUGUAGAACUGAAGAAAAUGGAUGACCCCCCUAAGAGAAGUGAAACAAAGACUGUAACAGUCAUUAGAAAAGUUAAAAAAGGAGAAAAGGGGAAAUCAAAAGAGAAUAUAGUCAGUUCUACAACGACAAGUUCAAAUAGAACUGUGUUGCCACCCAAAACAAAAACUCUAAUGAAAAAGCCUAUAACUGAGAAAUCAAGUCCAAAGUCUAGUAGUGAGAAACUGAAAAUAGUUAUCACUAAAGUAAUCCUUACACCAAAAGAGAAAGAGAAAUUGGUCAGAGAGAAGGAGCAGGUUCAACAGAGACUGAAAAUUUUAGAACAAGAGUUAGCUUCCUUACGUAAACAACAGAAUGAACUAAUGAGGAAGAGAAGAAGACAAAAGGAUGGACAUAAAGAUCCAAUACUAAUGCAAAACAGCAUUCUACAGGAUGAAAUCGCUAAACAAAUUACCAAACUGAAACAGGAAGUAGAAGAGAAAGCAAAACUUUUAAGUGACGCUUCAGUUGAAGACACACCUUCAACCCCUAAAAGAUCACGUGAAUCAUCAGCUACCAGGCAAUCUCCAUUGGCAACUGAAUCAUCUGCUAAAAAACCAAGAACAGACAAAAGAUAUAAUGAUCGCAUCAGAGAAAAACAGAAGUUAGAUACAGCAAAAAGAAAAGAUGACAUUGGUUCAAAAGAAAAACUUAAACAAGAUGAACGUCGAUCUUCAUCUGUAACUAAAUCAUCUAUAGAAAAAAAGGAGACACCAAAGGUAGAGCAACAAAAACCUAAGACUGUUGUACCUGAAUCAACUCCAACAAAGGAUACAUACAAACCUAUAAAACCAGUAAAGAAGAUAAAGUAUGAGUUCUUUGAUCCAGGAAAUCAUUGGUGUCGUACCUGUAAUGUUGUAUGUUCUAGUUUGACAUCUAUGUUGCAACAUCUUCAUGGAAAAAAACAUCAAAAUUUGGUUAACAAGUAUGACAGGCCAUGGCUGCCAGAAGAAUUGAGGACCCAAAAACCAAUCAAUGAGAAAACUGACAACAAGGAAGAUAUCAAAGUAGAAGUAACUCCAAUAAAAGGACAAGAAUUCUUCAUGGCUACCAAAGGUUAUUAUUGUACUUUGUGUAAAGAACAUGCUGGAGAUGAUAUCAGUGCUGAACAUCACAUUAAAACUGAAAACCAUUAUCUUAAGUAUCAGGAUUACCUGAAAGAAAACCCAUUUUAUGAACAGAGAUUAAAUCUUGAUAAGGCUGCUGGAAUGUCACUAAUGAAAGAAGAGGAGAAAAAAGUACAAAAAACUUUACCAAAGAAAGAGGAAGUGAAAAAACAGGAUGUGGCAAAAAAAGUUGAAGAACCCAAGGAAAGGGAUCCUGCUGCAGAGGCUAGAAAACUUGAGCAAAAGAAGAAAAUGCAAGCCAUAUGGGACAAACACAUUAAUAGUAAACAACAAGAGAAAACUACACAAAACAAAAAUGGCCAAAAUGAAGAUGAAAAGGAGAAAGAGAAAGGAAAAAUACAAAUAAAUAUUCUCAAUAAAACUGGAAUUAAACCGAAACAAGCCACCCCUCCGCCAAAGAAAAAUCCUGUUUUACCACCAUGGAACCCUGUUUCCAAAGAACAAAAAAAACAAGCAGCAAAAGUUGAAUCAGUAAGAAAAGUUUCAGUAGAAAAUGAUGAACCACCUUCUCUUGAUGACUUUAUUACUGUUGGUGAAAACCAAAAAAUACCAGUUGUUUCAGAAAAACGGAAAAUGAUUCUUGCACAGAGUUUAAUUGAUAAAGUGCAAGCAAAGAAACAAGAAACACUAGAUAAGGUUGAAAAAGAGGCUGAGGAAAAGAAUGAAAACGAGACAGAGGAAAAUAAAAAUGUUAAAAUAGAUGAAAAGAAAGAAAUAGAGAAUGAAGAAAAUAAAAACAUUAUCAACGAGGAAAAGAAAGAUUUAGACAUGUUGGCAAUUACCAAUGAUGAGUCAGAACCUAUUGUUGAGAUCAAACCUCCACCUCCUCCAUCUCAAAAUUUAUCUUUACCAACUGAAAAUAAUGAGAAAAUGGCUACAAUCACUUCUGAGGAAAUGUGUACAUUGUUUUUCUCAGAUGAUAAACAAAUUAUUGUAGCAACUGAUGAAAAGCAGAUUGUGCAAACUAAAGCUGCUGACCUGGUUGAAAUUGAUGCACAAGCCAAUGUCACAUAUAUGUCUGAUGAGGAAGAUAGCAAUAAUAAGAAUAUAAUAAAGAUAGAGGAGAAAGAACCAGUUCCACUGGAACUGGCAAAGGAUUCUGAUGUUGUUGUCAUUUCAAUUGACUCUCAGUCUGAUGAGAGUUGUGAUGAGGACACUACAAAGACAAGAAAUAAGAUAGAAAGGGCAGAUGAACAGACAGAAAUGUCUGAAACAAAGGAAGAAAAUGUUACUGGAGAGAGAGUUGUUGUAGAAACUGAACUUGGAACUGAUCAUAUGGAUGUGGAAGCAAAUGAUGAAUCAGCAGAAAUACAACAUUUAUCUGUUGUGGUAGAUGGAAAAUCAACAUGUGAAAACUUGGACUCCACUUGUGUUGAUGAUACAGUUCAAGCAUCUAAAAUUGAAGUCCUAUCCGUUAGUCAAAAUGUUUCAAAUAAAGGUCGUAGGAGACCUAAAAAGGCUGAUGCAAAAAAUAUGACUGAAGUAACAAUAAUUGAUGAAAAUGAAGGAAACACGAUUGAAGUAGUGUUAGGUGUAAAAGACACUACUGAGAAAAAAGCUGACAAUGUAAUAGAAGUAGUUCAGACACAUAGAACAUCUCAGAUACCAGCACCAAAAGCAGCACUGAGAACAAGGGAGUUAAGUAAUUUACAUGAUGUUAAUCCAGAACAAAUUGAAGAAAUAAAAAAUACAUCCAAAAUUGAGACUAAAAGUAAUAAAAAAAAAUUAAAACCAGAAAAUCGUACACUUAUUAAGAAAACUAGAUCAGCUAGAAGAAAGUCCAUGGAAAGUAAACAGGCUGAAAGAACUAAGUAUGUCCCAAAAAGACACUUACAAGUUGAUAUUGUCUCUAUUUCAGACGAUGAAGAACGAAAUGGAAAAUAUGAAAAUGUAGAUAGUGCAUCAGAUUUUUCUGAUCCUGAAUUAGAAAAUAUUUCAAGUUCAUCUGAGAAAUUUGUAUCUGACAUUCAGGAACAUUUAGAAAAUGUCUCCAGUGAGUCUGAAAUAGAUAAUAAUGAUGAUGAUCUAGAAAAUAUAUCCAGCGAUGAAAUGGAAAGUAAUUUAAUGAUGGUUGAUGAAGUUGGUGAAGUUGACGAUUUUGCUGAUUUUGACUUUAAUGAUGAUGCAAAUGUUGUUGACCAAGUUGGUGAUUCUGACGAGGAAAUGGAAGUGGGAGGUGGCAAUGGGAAUAACAGAAUGCAGAAAAUGGAACUAGAAAUUAUUUCUGAUACGGAAGAUGGUGAUUUUAACAAAGAUGAUGAUGAUAAGAAAGAUGGACAAAAUAUCAUUGACAAAACUAAUGAAGGUGAAAAAAGCAUUGACAAAACUAUAAAAGAGCAAGUUGAUUCAAAACUGAGCUCAGAGAAUGUUGAAAAUGUGGCUACGGGUAGUAAGAGGAUCGGAGAAAAAGAAAAAAGUAACAACCUUGUAGAAGCCUCAGGUUUAAAUGUAGAUGCAGAAAAUGGGAAAUACUGUGAACAAGAUAGUAAUGAGAUUGAAAAGCAAACAAAACUGCAGGAAAUUGGUAAUGACAGCAAGUCAAAAGUAAUUAUUGAAGCUACUAAGGCUGGUGAUAAUUUGUCUGUUAAAAACGAUGAAGUUGUAGAAGAAAUCCAGGAAGAUUCUGAAACUAAAUUCAAAGAAAAUAAAAAUUCCACAUCAGAAUACGAAAUCCUAUCUGAACCUAAGAAUGAAGUUGAAAGAAUUACAAUGGAUACAAUACACAAGGUUGAAGAUAGUACUGACACAUCAGAAGAAAUUUCUAAAACUGACAUUUCAUCAAUGGAGGAUUCAUUGCAAGAGGAGGAUAUUCCAGCUAAAUCUACAAGAGGGCGUAAAAGGGGCAGAGGGCGUGGAAGAGGUGGAUCAAGGAGAAGUGCCAGGAGAGGAAGAUCAGGUGCAAAAAAACAAAAUGAAAUAGAGGAGAAUAUUUACACUGAGCAAGUAGAAGCUGAAGAAAACCAGGAAGCUGUUGAUGUUUCAAGUAAUAUUCAAAAUAUGGAAGAAUUAAUUGACGAUAAGGAUCAGAAUCAAACUGAUGAAAAAACAGAAGAAACAGAUCCAGAUACUUUAAAAAGAACACCAAGAAGAGGACGGUCAGCUGCUAAAAUGCAUACUGAAAAACAAGAAGAUGAGGAAACAACAGUAUUAGCUAUUCCUGUAAAUGCUUCAGAAAUGCUGAUAGAUAAUAUUUUCAUUUCACAUACUGAAAACCAAAAUAAAAAUGUAGAGGUGAUUAUUGAUCCAAAUGAGAAAUCAGGUACUGAAAAACAAACUGGUAACAAUGAGGAAGAAGAAGCAAAUAAAGUAGAUGUAGUGCUAAAUGAAGAAGAGAGUGCUCAAAGUGUUAUCCAACAAAAUAGAGAAGAAACAACUUCUUUUACUACUCCGACAAAAAAUGACACAAAAUCACCAAACAUGGAACAAUCAAGCAUGGUAUUACAAACAGAAACAUUGGCUAGUGAGGAAGAUAUGGUUGAAACUAUCGAAACAAAAAUGAAUAUAUCUGCAGAUAAUACAAGUGGAAUUGAAAGUGUUCAAAAAGAAAUUGACAGCUGUGAUGAGAAAAAAAAUGUUACUGAGCCAGAAAUCAUUGAUUUAGAUAGUGAGGAUGAGACUGAAAAUGAAAAAAAUAGCCUCUCUGGAUCCUUGCAUACAGACGAAAUUGACAGCAUGUCUGGUAGAAAUAAUAAGACACUGAGUAAAGAAACAAAACCUGAACUACUAUCACCUGAACAUCAGACAACAUCAGAAAUAGUUGAAACUGUGCAUGUGGUUAAUGCAAAAAAGGACCAGCUUAUCUCAGGAUUUGAAGUGUUACAAGACAAUGAUAAUGACCAGAAUGCAAUUAUUGUUUCAGCAAAUGAAGAACAAACAUCAACAGAAAUAUCAACAGAAAUAGCAAUGGAAACUAUCACAGAAUCUAAUAUUGAUGAUAGUGACAUUAUACCUAUAGAAAUGGAUGAGCUAGUUCCUCUAGAAAGUUUAAGUGAAUCACUGGAAGAACAUAAUGAUGAAGUAGACCGUAACAAAUCAUUGGACUCUGGCAAUGAAGAAGUGCAAGAAAAUUUUGGUAUUCAACUUGCAGACAAGAAAAUAGAAUUAGAGAAAACCUCUGACAUUAAUCAACCUGAUAAGAACAUUGCAGAAGGGCAGAUGGUUUCAUUAUCUGAUAACUCUGACUUGACAAGUGAAAACAAUCAGUCAAAGACACCAGUUUGUGUUGAAUUAAACAUUGACAAUUUAGAAACAUUCAAUUUAAAUAUGAAAUCUGAUUUAUCUGUAUCAAUUGACUCAUUUGAAAGCAAUAAAAAUAGCAGUGUUUCUGAUUUAGUUCAUUUAGAAUUAGACAAUAUUGAUCAUUUACCAAUCUUGCAAGAGGAUCAUACUAGGGACUCAGACAAUGGAAGCUCUACUAGUGAAAUCAAAAUAGAUGUUGUGCUUGAGGCAAUUGACAGUCUGUCACGCAUUGAAUCGCCAGAAAAAGCUGUUCAUUCCAUGCUUAAAAAAUGUGACGAAACUAAAACUAAACAGGAUGAUGCAGAAAUGGUGACUGAAAAAAUAGAAGUGAAGGGUGAUAUUGGAUCAAGCAGCCAUGUUAAUGUUGAAAAAGAUGACCAACCGAGCAGCAAGGAAAUUGUUGAAAAAGAUGACCAACUGAGCAGCCAGGAAAUUGUUGAAAAAGAUGACCAACCGAGCAGCAAGGAAAUUGUUGAAAGAGAUGACCAACUGAGCAGCCAGGAAAUUGUUGAAAAAGAUGACCAACCAAGCAGCCAGGAAAUUGUUGAAAAAGAUGACCUUGGAAAGGAUGUUGAUGUAAAGGAUAGUAGUGAAAGUAUUGAUAUCAGUUUAACUGUACACACUAGUGAAAGUAGCUUAAAUCAAGAUUUGGCUGUAAUGCCAACAUUGGAUGGAAAUGAGACUGAUAAUGAAGAAUUACAUGAUUUAGAACAUGAGGAUGCUGCCAGUGUAGGAAGUGGUAUAAGCAUGGAUAUGGGAAGUGAUUUUGAAGUUUUAGAUGAAUGUGAGUCAGACUAAAAAUUUCUGGAAAUUAAGUGAUUCAUAUAGAAAAGUGAAUUCAGAUUUCAUCAAAGUGGAUUAUUAUUUCUCAUCAACUAAAAGAUUCUUAGUGUAAUUAAAAGUGGAAAAAUUCAAUUUUAUUAAAACAGUGCUAUGUUCUUUCUGUUAUGGAUUAAAGACCUUACAGACUUAUCUGGACGUUCUCUGCAUGUUCCUGAUUCUCUCUGGAAAAAUUUUGAAUAAAUCAUAGAUAUAUACAGAAAUAAGUUGACUUUAUAAUAUUCACUGUACAUUAAAAUUUAAAGAAUUUCUUUAAAUGUCUUUAACAGGAUAUCAGAGAAAUUUUUACUUUGUUGUAAAUAUUAACAUUAGCUUGUAAUAUUGUUCAGAUAAUAUACAUAUUACAGUACCCAUUGCUUUAUAAAAAAUCCUGUAAAAUAUUGAAAACCAUAGUAUAUUUUUUCAUUUAUAGAGUUCCCAUACCACUCUCAAAAUACUUUUUUCCUCACUAUUAUUAGCAAGUACUAUACUUGGACAAAAAAAAAUCAUGUGUGAACAUAUAUAUCAUUUUAGUUAUAUUUCUAGAAUAAAUUCACAUAUAAGUUAUAAUUGCUUACAAAAGAAUUUUCUUUUUUCAUAUAAGUGAUGAGUUACUAGCAGAUGAUAAAGUGAGGAAUGUAAUGUGUAGAAAAGUGGGUUACCAAAUAUAAUUCUAUUGCUUAUGAUAAAAAUAAUUCCUUAAAGCAAUGGGUAUAUACAAGUUUACUUGAAAUAUGUUGUUAGUUGUUAAAGAUUCUUGUUAUUGUAUGGAAUUCCAUGUAAAAUGUUUGUAAACAAGUUGAAUCUAUAUAGUGUUCACAUUGCAGUUUACAAGAUUUUUAAAAUUAUGUUUACCAAGUAAAAUCAUUCUUAUUGUAUACUUGAA
This is a messenger RNA of Mytilus californianus (California mussel), 9047 nucleotides long. RefSeq names its product uro-adherence factor A-like. The record is from RefSeq and is a predicted model, not a curated record. Gene Ontology annotation, molecular function: zinc ion binding; nucleic acid binding. The transcript has 6 exons. Gene Ontology annotation, biological process: positive regulation of DNA-templated transcription; negative regulation of DNA-templated transcription. Lineage: Eukaryota; Metazoa; Mollusca; Bivalvia; Mytilida; Mytilidae. Bases 668 to 8140 code for a protein of 2490 amino acids. Gene Ontology annotation, cellular component: nucleoplasm.